Nematostella vectensis (starlet sea anemone) is the source of this 864-nucleotide messenger RNA. RefSeq names its product dual specificity protein phosphatase 19. The transcript is spliced from 4 exons. Gene Ontology annotation, biological process: regulation of MAP kinase activity; protein dephosphorylation. Gene Ontology annotation, molecular function: JUN kinase phosphatase activity. Bases 65 to 658 code for a protein of 197 amino acids. The record is from RefSeq and is a predicted model, not a curated record. Lineage: Eukaryota; Metazoa; Cnidaria; Anthozoa; Actiniaria; Edwardsiidae. Gene Ontology annotation, cellular component: cytoplasm.
AAAUUUCACAUAAUGCACGGUAUACCUUAUUGUGCCAAGGCGCCUGUUAGUUUGUGCAUGUGAUAUGAGUUUUCUUGUUGAGCUCGAGAGAAGAAAGAAAUCACUUCGAAAAACUAAGACGACGAUAACUACAAUCGAAGGCAAAAAGCUGUUGGAAUAUAAUGAAGGGAAUAGCCCCAUCAUCGUUGAUACCGGGGAGAGGACUUACGGCUUUUGCGAGGAUACAAAGCAUGAUGUAACCCUCGCCAAGAUAGAGGAAGGGCUGUUCUUAGGUUCCCAGGAUGGUGCUCAUUGUUAUGAGGAACUUCAGAGAAAUAACAUAACGCAUAUUUUGAAUGUCGCUACUGGUGUAGUGAACGUGUUUGCCAAAGAUUUUACUUACAAAAACAUUGAACUGCUUGAUCUACCAGAGACUGAUCUUGUAGCACAACUCCCACAGAUGUUUCAGUUUAUUAAUGAUGGGCUUCAAGCUGGGGCUGUGUUAGUUCACUGUAAUGCAGGAGUGUCAAGAUCACCUGCUGUGGUAAUUGCUUAUUUAAUGCAUAAAAGGCUUCUAUCCUUGGGCCAGGCUUUCAACGUGGUCAGAGAGCAAAGGCCUUGUGUGAAACCAAAUGAAGGCUUCUGGAGACAGCUUUGUAAUUAUGAACAACAGAAAUAAUUCAAACUAAUAUUUCUGGUACAAUAAUAAUUAUUGUAGAUAUAUUUUAUAUACAGCUAUUGGCAAUGUUUUUGCACAAAGAAAAACCUUAGUGGGCUAUUUGGAUACAUAAUAAAAACGCUUCAAACUUAUAAUUUGUUAUAAUUAUAAUUUGUACAAAUAUAAAUAUUUUAAAAUAAAGGAAAUUGAAAUACUUAUUCUAAAAA